AUGUCAACUUGUGUGCCAUCUAUCACUGAAUCAGAUGAUGGCAGUAGAAGGGGUACGGUGGAUUCGCAUUUGGAAGAGUGCAGUCCCACGUUCCUAUCUACUACAGAAUCUUUCUCCCCCAGAACACCACAUUCUCAUGCAGUAGUACAACAUAGUACUAGCCCCAGAGAUACGAGGGGACCAGAAUGUCGCUCUGAACCGUGGUGUACCGUGGAUUUCUUCCCAUGCCUUCAAGAAACGGAACGCAAAAGUGCACUAGCCCCAUCUCUGCAGGCGUCAUUGGCAUGUCUUCCCAAAGUAACUUGCUUGUCAGAUUCCCAGAAGGAUGUGCUAAUACGUCACGACGAGCAGAUAAGUGCUGCCACUACAGACUUUCAAUACAUGGCCCCGACCAUGAAAUCAACCCAUACAAACAAGAGAUUGAUGAAGAAUUUAACCGCAGUGCAGCAAAGAAAACGUAACGACAGUACAAAAAGUGUUCUAAACACGUCAGGUGGAUUAGGAGAAAUGGAGCUUCCUAAAGCAGAGUUUACUAGCACCACACUACGUGCAAUCAUACCGAAUACAUCAAAAUUGGAGCGAGAAUACCUUUUCCCCAGAGCCACGAGUUGCAUCAGUUAUAGUGACGAGCGAAUACGCAUGCGACUUGCCAAUAAAGCCAACGAUGAACGAAGUACAAAGCCUAUCAUGUAUGCAGACUAUGAUGACGUGGGCAUGCGCUCCUCAUCUGCUCUUGCUGUGCUAAAUCCCUUCAAACUAGCUCCAGAAAGUCUCCUGCAUCCAUAUGAUGAACUAGCGCUUCAGCCCCUGAAGAGGGCUGUGCGAAAGAGUAGUAGUAUUAAAAAGCACUUGUUUCGAUCCUAUCUCACAGCAGCUGCAGCUAAUUUGCGAAAUGCUGUAUCAGAGCAGGGGUUUUAUGCCAAAGGAAAGCAAGUUUUCUGUCAUGCAAACUCGCCUGAUCAAUCAGUAGGGGGACAACAGACUUAUAGUUACUCCAAUAAUAUACAAAGCGACCACUAUAUAGCCCAGGAUGAUGACGAGAGCCUACGGAAAAAGAAUGAGGAAAUGCUCUACAGAUUAAAAUACAGUCAUUUUAUUUUGAAAAUUAUCAAUACAGAAGAAGAUUGCGCCGAUGAAAUCAUGGAAGAUUUGAAUGACCUGCUUCACUGCACGUCGGCUACCAAAUCAGUCAAAUCUCAAGAUUCAUGUCUAGAAGGUCAUAACUCUGGUGUCACCAUUAAGCGUAUAACAAAUGAUGGAAUUAAGUAUACAGUAAGAUACGAUGCUGAUCUCACAGUGCCAAUUGUUAUUAAGAUAAUCGCAAGCCACAGUAUUCUUGAACUUCUCUAUGCAAGCUACAAGGACAAAAGGGAUUUAGUACGCAUAAUUCGAGAUUACGAAGAAGACCAGGUUGCGUUUCGGAUGGGCUUAUUACAGACGACUGCAACUUCAAAUACUACUGCUGUGACACCGUCUUCUGUUCCUUGUAAGCAUUUGUCCCCACAGUCACAAAAGCUCCUUACCACUGAACCUAGUACAAGCUCUAUGCCGAGUGACUAUAGCAGAGCAUUCUUCUCACUAAUUAAUCCGUCCAAGUCUGACAAUCCAAAGGGUGAAGCUGUUUCAGAGCCAGAGGCGCCCAAGCGACAAUCCUACAACAUAAAUAUGUGUAUUCAGCGGUUGAACAAUGAACUGAAGAAGCUAGAAGAGAAACGGCAGCAAAGGAAAAGUAAAGAGGAGGCUGCAGAGCCACAGAGUUAUUCUAUGAGUGACUCUGGACUAUCUUCCUUUUCGCUGACCCUGGACUUCUCUCCCGAUAGAGCUGGCCCAGGCGAUGAUUGGCGCUCUCCAUCCAUGACUACUCUGAUUUCGAAAAGACCUAUCCGCACAUCUAUCGUAGAGGAUAAGCCUAUAGACAGCACACAUGCCAUGACAUUAUCAUUAUUGGAUACGUUCACGACAAGAAAAGAUAUGUGCAAAAUGAUACUUUUAAAGCAGAGCCAGAGAGCCCCAGAUGACCUGUUAGCCAGAGCAUCUCAACUUCGCGACAAGCUCACACAGAAACGGGACAUUGAGGCUUUUAAUGCGGAGCAGAAGAAGAAGACAUCUGUGGACGUGCGUAGAAGCAACGAAGAGGUCAUAUCAUACAUGCUCUCAAGUCAUCACAACAGUCGCAGGAUCCUUGCAAAGGAGGAUCUAAAACCUGCGAUAGACAAGGUAGGGCGUCAGGCUGUUGCACGGGAUUACUUUCAUGGUGACGCACCCAGUGGUGCACAAACAGUUACUUUGGAUACAGAUGCGAUAAGAAAGACGCUGGAUGCAUAUGUGCACAAGAAUAAAGGCCCGACCAAAUGGUGCACGUUCAAUCCAGUAAAGGGUGUAACAAGGGAGCAUAUAUCACGCCACGAUGCCACUAGAGCAUCACUAGCUCAGCCAAAAGCUGCACCUUUUCCUCGAAGCUUGAAUUUCAAGACGGAUGCAGUAACACAACCCGCUGGACCGUGGAAAGCCAUGAAAGUGACCAAGCCAGAUUACUAUUCUAAGUAG
Giardia duodenalis is the source of this 2547-nucleotide messenger RNA. RefSeq lists its product as uncharacterized. The transcript has a single exon. Lineage: Eukaryota; Fornicata; Diplomonadida; Hexamitidae. The record is from RefSeq and is a predicted model, not a curated record. Bases 1 to 2547 code for a protein of 848 amino acids.